Polyodon spathula (Mississippi paddlefish) is the source of this 1073-nucleotide messenger RNA. RefSeq names its product transmembrane protein 135 (gene tmem135). The coding region runs from base 87 to 1058 and encodes 323 amino acids. The transcript is spliced from 10 exons. The record is from RefSeq and is a predicted model, not a curated record. Lineage: Eukaryota; Metazoa; Chordata; Actinopteri; Acipenseriformes; Polyodontidae.
CGACCUUUCCCCUGUAUUGCCUUCACAGCAGAGCACGGCGCUGGCCGCGUGAUCACUACUCUGCUGCCUGCUGAUUCCAAUGCAACAUGGCUGCCUUCAGCAAAUCUAUUCCGCACAACUGCUACGAAAUAGGGCAUACCUGGACUCCUUCCUGUACCCUUUCAACACUCCAAGUUACCGCCGGAGCCCUCGAGGUGUCCCUUAAAAUCUACGCACCUUUAUAUCUCAUAGCAGCAAUUCUUCGAAGGAGAAAGAAGGAAUAUUACUUGUACAGACUUCUGCCUGAGAUCCUUCAGUCCACCUCAUUCCUUGGUGCUAAUGGAGGUCUUUACAUUGCUUUCUUCUGCAUUCUCAGGAGAAUACUUGGCAGAUUCUACUCAUGGUCUUCUGGGUUUGGAGCGGCUUUGCCUGCAUCCUAUUUGGCCAUUCUUCUUGAGCGUAAAAGCAGGAGAGGACUUCUGACAAUAUAUAUGGCAAACUUGGCUACAGAGACGAUAUUUAGAAUGGCUGUUGCAAGGGGAGACAUUAAACCUAUAAAGCAUGGCGAGGUAAGAUUUUUUUGUACUACCUCAUUCUUUUGUAAUUUUUUUUUUUUUUUUAGGUGCAAAGAUGGGCUCAAGGGAUUUGCAUUCUCAGCUCUUAAGUUCAUAGUUGGUAAAGAAGAAAUCCCAACGCAUUCAUUUCUAGCAGAGGCCACAUAUGUGAAAGCCCCAGAGAGGGCGAGCCUGGAGCAGGAGAGGCCAGGGGCACAACCGAAGAAGAGCAGAGCUUCACUAGCAGUGCUGACCAGAAAACUAUUAGAAUCCGUAUGCAAACAUGGACCAAGGCAUAGGUGUUGCAAACACUAUGAAGACAACUGCAUCUCCUAUUGUGUUAAAGGUUUUGUCCGAAUGUUCAGUGUUGGCUACCUGAUUCAGUGCUGCCUGAGGAUCCCGUCGGCGUUCAGACAUCUCUUCACAAAGCCCUCCCAGCUCCUGUCUCUGCUGUACAAUAAAGAAAACUUCCAGCUUGGUGCAUUCCUGGGCUCCUUUGUUAGUAUAUAUAAGGUAAUUUAUUGAAAUCAUUACAUUAAA